Bolinopsis microptera is the source of this 470-nucleotide messenger RNA. RefSeq names its product ubiquitin-like FUBI-ribosomal protein eS30 fusion protein. Gene Ontology annotation, molecular function: protein binding; structural constituent of ribosome. Gene Ontology annotation, biological process: translation. The transcript has 3 exons. Bases 23 to 427 code for a protein of 134 amino acids. Lineage: Eukaryota; Metazoa; Ctenophora; Tentaculata; Lobata; Bolinopsidae. Gene Ontology annotation, cellular component: cytosolic small ribosomal subunit; ribosome. The record is from RefSeq and is a predicted model, not a curated record.
AUCUUGGUAGCUAAGAUACAAGAUGCAGAUAUUCGUACAGGGCACUUCAACCCACGCAGUUAGCGUAAACUCAGACACUACAGUAGAGGAGAUUAAGGAGAGAAUCUGUAAUAUCGAGCAGGUCGCUUAUGAGGAUCUGUGCUUCCACUACGCAGGAGUCCCACUCGAGGAUGAUGUUAUGUUGAAUGAUGCUCUCCCCAAUCUUGCUACCAUCGUAGCUUCAGGUAAACUUCUGGGAGGUAAAGUGCACGGUUCUCUAGCUCGUGCUGGUAAAGUUAAGGGACAGACCCCUAAAGUGGCUGCGAUGGAAGACAAGAAGAAGAAGAGGACAGGAAGGUGCAAGAGGAGAAUCCAGUACAACAGGAGGUUCAGCACUGCUGUUAGUCAGUUCGGACGGAAGAAGGGACCCAACUCUAACUCUGCUUAAUUUCUUAUCUGUUUCCUGCUUUUUAUUUAUUUCAAAAAGUUAA